AUGAAGUUGCUGCUGCUAACAUCGAUCGUGGUUUAUUCAGCGGGAACAGGAACACAGUAUCCUGCGUGCGUUAGCAAUGAUGGCGCAAAUGUGAGAGCUUCGCAUUACCCUUUUCUUCGAGGGGCAAGCUGGUCAGCUGUAAACGCCUUCAAUGAAAUUAUAGGUAAGUAUAACAUUACUAAAGAGGACCGCGACGAAGCCUUAGAUAAAUGGGCUGUAGACAACGAUUUGCUUGACGUUUACCGUAAAUACAGGACCACCGUAGAAUCAGCCAGAGAAGAACGACGGAAGGCAAUUCUUGGCACGCUAGAUUACUUGCGAGGAUUUUUUGAAAAGAUUGGAGAGCUUCAAGCUAAUAAGAGUUACACCUGCACUCAGGAGUCUGAUGGAAUUCGUGAGUUAUGCUCUACGCUCAACUUUCUCGAACGUCGGCUUGUUGAUACCCUGAUGUUCGCGUACAGGACUGGCUCAAGUGAAAAGGUCAAAAAGGCACUGAGAUUAGUUCCCGACGGCAAUUAG
Cylicocyclus nassatus is the source of this 519-nucleotide messenger RNA. The record is from the annotation of a GenBank genome assembly. NCBI's taxonomy places the organism in Eukaryota, Metazoa, Nematoda, Chromadorea, Rhabditida, Strongylidae.